AUGCAACUAUAAAAAUCCAAAAUCAAGCCCCCUUUUUUACUUGAUGGUAUAGCAGCUGCAAAAAAAGGGAAAGUGCUCAAUUAUAAGCCUGAGAAAGAUGUUCAUCUUGAAUAAUACUUUUACAAUUUACAUAUGCAUCAAAUGAUGAAUAAAUUGAAAUAGGAUAGAUUGAGUUAGCGUAAUUUACCUCAUUCGUUAUCCAAGUCUUUUGAUUAGACUAUUGUAAUUAUUUGAUUUGUAUAUUGAGUAGAACCAAUCAAAAGGCAAUAUUAAAUCUGGAUUACAUAAAGCUUCAUCACCUUCACAUAAAUCUUUUGUUAAAGCUCCAAAUAAUACACAAAUAUCUGAAGUAUCUAGAUCACUUUCCAAAGAACAUUUUGUCACAUUUCUUGAUUCUCUUAUAACAACAGUUUAGAAUGUUUAACAGUUAGUAAUUACUUAUCUUCCAAAAGAAUAAAUUGAUGGAGCAAUUAUUAAAUAACAAAAAGAAUUAAAAAAAAUUAAUCAAGCAACAUAACUAUUAACAAGGUAAUUAAGAGCAAAUUCAUUGAAUUAAAAGAAGGAAGUAGAAAAUGUAAAAACAUAGAAGAACUUUUCUAAAUUACCAUAAAUUAAAAAAGUUGAUAUAUCUGUUAACUCAUAAACUGAAAGAGGAAGGGAUUAAUCUACAAGAUAUCGUAAAACUCCAGGAGCAACUGUUGCUAUUUUAACUUAAAAAACUUUGGAAAAAAAUAAUUAAAAAAUUCAAGAUGAAUAUGACAAUAAUGGUUUUGAACCUUAUGAAUCCAAUUAGGAAAUGUAACCUAAAUAAUAAUUAUAAUCUCCAAAUGAAUAUUCUGAAAAUAACAAUUAAUCUAUUAAAUAAUAAUAAUAAUACAAUAAAUAAGCUUAAACAGGAUAAUUACCAUCUCUUAGAACAUCUUUACAAUAAUAAACAUAAAAAAAAUACUAAAAAGAAAUUUAAUUAGUACUUACAAAACCAAAAUAAAAUAAAUAUGAAAAUGCCUCUAAUAGUACUUCUUAAUCUCCAAUUCAAUUAAAAUGUAAGAGUGUUGGUAUGAGAGAAGCACCUCCAUUUAAAAAUUAAUAAUAGAGUAUUAAAUCUGAGUUUAAGAAAAUAUCAUCAGUGAAAAUGGAGAGUAUAGAAAAACAGAAAUCAAAAUUAUAACUUAAUUCUAAAAGUAAAAUUAAUGGUAAUGGAAAGAAGGAAAACAUUCCUAUUUAGAUUAAAAUUAUAGAUGUAGAUGCUCAAACUGAAAAAACAGAAUUUAAUUCAAAAACUGCUAAAACAAAUACUUAAGUGCCUGUAGAAAUUGUUGAAGAAGUAGUCUAAAAUUUUACAAAUGAAUCUGGAUUAUUUUAAACAUAAAUAGAAACUGAAUAAAACAAAAUUGAAUAAGAUAAAACAUAACUUUAAGGAACUGCUUUUUUUUAAAUUUAAGAGGAAGAGGAACAUAAAGAAUCUAUAGAAAAACUAGAUGAAAGUAAUGAUUUCAAAAAUGAAAGUAAAAAAAUAUAAAAUGAACAGUAAAAUGAUAACAAUUUUAUUAAGAUGAUCUAGGAUUAAGUUAAAUAAAAUGAUGAAAGAUUGUUGAAAUAAUAAUAAACUGAUUAAUCUAUUAAUCUAUUAGAAAGUAUGAAUCAAAAAAACUUGAUUAAAGUUAUAGAAUCUAUUGAAGCAAAGGAUGAAGAUAAUAUAAUCAAUCCAUUAGAUGAUAGUGAGGAUUAAAAAUAAAAAGAAUAGCCAAAUUCUUUAUUUGUAACUUUAGAACCUACAGAACAAAAAAAUUAGUAAGACUCUUAUCAAAAUGAAGAGUUUGAGUAAGAUGCAUGA
Paramecium pentaurelia is the source of this 1834-nucleotide messenger RNA. NCBI's taxonomy places the organism in Eukaryota, Ciliophora, Oligohymenophorea, Peniculida, Parameciidae. The record is from the annotation of a GenBank genome assembly.